This is a messenger RNA of Chenopodium quinoa (quinoa), 354 nucleotides long. RefSeq names its product universal stress protein PHOS34-like. The transcript has a single exon. The coding region runs from base 1 to 354 and encodes 117 amino acids. Lineage: Eukaryota; Viridiplantae; Streptophyta; Magnoliopsida; Caryophyllales; Amaranthaceae. The record is from RefSeq and is a predicted model, not a curated record.
AUGAGUUCACCAUCAAAACCAAAUCUUGACCGUCCAAUCGCCAUUGAAAUCCAACCAUCAUCACCUCGUUACCCACUUUCAGCGUCUUCCUCCACCACUAUUUCCACUGCCGGCGACGAACCCCACCGGAAAAUCGCAAUUUCCGUCGAUCUCAGCGACGAGAGCGCCUUCAUUGUUCAAUGGGUCGUCCAAAACUACCUCUUUCCCUCCGACUCCGUCACACUCCUCCACGUCCAACCCACUUCCAUCCUCUACGGCGCUGACUGGGGUUCUACCCACUUCUCCGCUGCUGACGCUGAUGCCGUCGAUGGGUUUAACGACGAUGAGUCAAAGAAGAAGAAAUUAGAAGGUUGA